Messenger RNA from Brassica oleracea var. oleracea, 1072 nucleotides. RefSeq names its product LOB domain-containing protein 20. The coding region runs from base 77 to 904 and encodes 275 amino acids. Gene Ontology annotation, cellular component: nucleus. Gene Ontology annotation, biological process: hormone-mediated signaling pathway; positive regulation of DNA-templated transcription. NCBI's taxonomy places the organism in Eukaryota, Viridiplantae, Streptophyta, Magnoliopsida, Brassicales, Brassicaceae. The transcript is spliced from 2 exons. The record is from RefSeq and is a predicted model, not a curated record.
ACGUACAUUUAUCGAUAUUAUUAGUUCACAAGUACCUCUCAUCAACUAAAGCUAAUUAAUUAAUGCUGAUUUGGUUAUGGCUGAUCAGCAGCGAUCUGGCCACAACACCUCAGAUUCUCGCCGGAAAUUAGCAGCCGGGAGACGAACCUCACAACACAAUACGACGUCAUCAUUAUCUUCCGGUGGAGGAGCCAUGGCGGCAGCUGCAACGACGGGGACAGGAACGGUCUCGCCUUGUGGGGCUUGCAAGUUCUUGAGAAGGAAGUGUGUGAGUGGAUGCAUUUUCGCUCCACAUUUCGGGUCGGACCAAGGAGCGGCUAGGUUCGCGGCGGUCCAUAAGGUAUUUGGAGCCAGCAACGUGUCGAAACUGUUGCAUCAUAUUCCGGUGAACCGUCGUCAUGACGCUGUAGUUACGAUUUCAUAUGAGGCUCAAGCUAGGCUCUCUGAUCCUGUGUAUGGCUGCGUCUCAACUAUCCUUGCUCUCCAACAACAGGUGGCCUCGCUACAGGCGGAGUUAUCACUGGUGCAAUCACAACUAAUAAACAGUAGAGUCGCAAUGGCCAACGUUAUGCAACAACAACAAAAUCAUCACCAACAACAUCAACAACUAGUCGUUAUGCAACAACCUGAAUACUCCAACAACUCAUCCGCCUCCACCACUCUUGCCGGAGCCGCCAUGAAUAGUUUCACCGCGACGGCAGAAGCAGCAGCAGCCGUUAGCUAUGACGUCAUGGCCCCGGCUAAUUUAGAGCAUCCGUUGCAGCAUGUGCCACGGCAUCAACAAGGUAGCGGAAAUCAGCAUGAGGACGAGGAAGAGAGUGGUACUGAGUUUUCGUUGGCUGCGGGCUCGACGGCGUUGGCUGCGGAGGUUAUAUAUCCGGCGGAGGGUUUUCACCGGAUAUGAAUAUAUAUCACUGGGACUGUCUUUAAGUUAUAUAUAUAUAUACCUCCCUUUAAUGUUGAAAAAGAUAAUAAUAUAUAGUAUCUACAUACGUACGUAUACGGUAUACCAAAUAUAUGAAGACUUGAUGUGAAAUAUUUGAAUGAGAUAUAUAACUAGAUUAUUGUUUUA